This is a messenger RNA of Priapulus caudatus, 3127 nucleotides long. Its product is annotated as PWWP domain-containing protein 2A-like. Lineage: Eukaryota; Metazoa; Priapulida; Priapulimorpha; Priapulimorphida; Priapulidae. Gene Ontology annotation, molecular function: chromatin binding. The transcript has 4 exons. The coding region runs from base 14 to 1504 and encodes 496 amino acids. Gene Ontology annotation, cellular component: chromocenter; nucleus. The record is from RefSeq and is a predicted model, not a curated record.
UGGAAAAUGAAAAAUGGCAGGAGAAACUUUGACUGCGGAGGUUAUGCAACUUGAAGGUUCAUCAAUUACUGUAAAUGUUGUCAAAGCUCUUGAGGAUGUUAUUGUAGUGUCAUAUAUAUAUGCUACGAAAGUGUUCCAAGGCGUUCUGUUGGAUUCAUCAAAACGGUGCUGGCCACAUGGGCUUAACAUACCUAACUUCCACUUGGCUGGUCCAAGGAAAGAAGAAAAAGCUGAAGAGGUGAAACCUGAAUUGAAUGCAAUCAACUACAGACACACGUAUGAUCAGCAGUGCAUCAAAAGCCAAGACAGACCAGGUCUGAUUCAAUCAAAGUACUACCCCAGAAACAGUCUUCUAAAGGGCAAGGGUUUCCGACCCUGCCCGAUGAGACUGCGACCCCGUCAGGUCUUUUGCUCAAAGUGUAAGUCAGUGUGCACGGAGAACUCUGAGAAUGUAGGAAACGCGACGACUGCCGUCGGCAGUCUAGACGCCGGAGCCGCGGAGGGCAAGCCGAGCGAGAACGACGCUGCCAGGACACCAAAGAAACUAAAGAAGUCUGACGGCGGUGAGCGCAUGCACAGGCAGGCGAGUCCGAUCAUAAAGAUCUCGUUCAGUAAUCCCGAGGGCAAGGGAACCGUGAUGAAGAUCGCGCGGCGAUCGCACGACUACGCCGACGACCUGACGUCGCCUACGAACAAUCUGCUGGCGGAACGACCCGUCGAGCACGUGCACCGCAAGAAGGCCAAGCAUCACCACAAGCACAAGAUGAAGCGGAAGAAGCGGCACCGGCACCAGUCGGGGCAGGAGAACAGUGGCGAGGAGAGCGACUGCGCGAUGUUGGCGCGCGCGCGUCGCGACAACUCCAGCUCGGCGUCGAGCGUCGACGGCAACUCGUCGGUGCAGUUUGCGGAAGCGCGCGUGAAUCUCAAGCGGCUUCCCGAGAGCGAGCUGUCGAGCCUGACGCCGCCGGAGGGCGACGACGACGACGACGACGACGACGACGAUGGAGAAGACGGCGACGAACUCGAAGAGGAGGACGAAGAAGAACCGCAGCGCGGCAGCGGCACCGCCGGCCACGACGACGCGACGCGCGACGGCCCGCCGGACGGAUGCUCGGAGGAGGUGCGCCGCGUCGAGCCGCUCAUGAUGCGCAUCCAGUCGCACGCCGUCGACAAGUGCGUCACGCCGGCGGGCAAGACGCUCGCCGUCGGCGACGUCGUCUGGGGAAAGAUCCACGGCUUCCCGUGGUGGCCGGGACACGUGAUCGGCAUCUCGGAGUCGACGCGCGACAACGGCAGCCUCGUGCGACAGCUGGCGCACGUCGCGUGGUUCGCGUCGACGACCAGCUCGACGAUGUCCUGCUCCGAGCUGCUGUCGUUCAUCGAGAACUUUCACGGCCGCUUCAACAAGAAGAAGAAGGGCUCGUACAAGGAGGCGGUGCGGCAGGCGAUGCUCGCCGCGCAGGCGCACCGCGGCAAGCUGCACGACAUCGACGUGUUGUCCUAGCGACGGCCGCGCCGCUGCCGCUGCUGCUGCCGCGACGUGUACGUAAUGGGCCGAUCUGAAAUAAUACUAGUCCAAGACUGUACACGACCACUGCAUAUGGACCCACAACAAUAUAGGUACACGUGCAAGUGUGUGUGUAAUAUAUACAGUACAACGUGAAUUUCAGCUGCUGGUAGUUAUAUAAUGCCGCUGCCGCUUCUUACAGCACAUAUCAAGAUUGUAGACGUUAGUAAAGAGGCUCGUGAUGUGAGAGAGAAAGGGUUGAUGCUGGGUGACUGCCUGAGUCAUGUGAUGAUUUUAUUGUACGCGCAGAUGUGAAGUGUGAUGACGUUGGCAUGAAUGAUGUCACGGAUGUAUAAAAACAUUGAACGUAUUCGGUUAGUGAUAUAUAUAUAUAUAAAGAAGUGCGGUUUUAUCCGUCGUGCGUGCAAUUUGUGUUUUCGCAUAUGCGCGUAUAAUAGCGUACGUAUCCGCUCUGUCUGUAAAUGUUACUCUCGCUGUUGUGUCACGUAUUUACGAAUUGUCAUCUGAGUAUAAUGGCCCGGAUAUAUCCUCCAAAACAUAAUAGCUUACACUGAUUGUGCCAUUCUAUAUACCUGAAUGUAUAUAUCCCUAUUAUCUACUCCUGCUGAUAUGUAUGUAUAUAUAUGUAUACAUACAUACGCCUACAAUGUUUCAUAUUCUACUUCCCUAUAUAUUGACAGAGACUUAGUAGACAGGUCAUGGAUAGAUAAAUAGUUCACACUAAAUUCAUGGGUCUGUGCAGUGUUCUGUCUUCCGCAUAGCAGUUACGAAUCAAGGCCAAAGGGGCAAGAGACCAAAGAGAAAUUGAGAAAAAAGACCAAAAUACACCAGCAUAAAGACAUCUUUGUACUUGGCUUAUUUCGCUCGUGUGGGAAAACAAAAAUCCACUCUUUACGAAAUUGAAAGGUAUUUUUGUUUGUAAAGCCUUGUACACAGUAGUUCGUUACAUGAUUUACUAUGAUUCAACGGGCGAGUAGCCUGUGCUAUCAUUGGCAAGUAAAGAUAGAUAUCAAAUACAAUAUCAGCUAAUGAAUAAUAACAGUGAUUUGAUAAAGCUCAUCGAACCUUGUGUGUAUGCUAUCAAUAGAGUUUUUAUUUAGACCCGCAUUAACGAAUCUAUAUUAUAUAAAGGGCUUGAUAAAUGAAAAAUACUGUCCAGCUACAUAUGGUUAAGGGCGCAUAAACCCUGUUUGUGGAUUAUGUGCUCUUAAUAAGAUGCAGUCAGAUAAUCAGCAACACACAAAUAUGCCGUUGUAUCCUCUGCCAAAAUUGCAGUAUUUUUAUUCGUUGCCCCUUUAUCGACGUGCCAGCAUCUAAGCCCGUCGGGCAUGCAAGAUGGUUUAAUAUGAUGAAUACGUAGUCGUAUAUUUCUCAGCUUCUCUCCCAAAAGUUGGAAGGGUGAAAAUGCUUUCAGCUUGGUUAUACUCAUAUAAUAGUCUGGAUUGGAAGUAUUGUGGCCAUACUGAUGAUUGUGAUCAAUUAGUUAGUGAAUGAAGGGAAGAAGGUAGGAAGAAGUUGUGAAUGUUUGAAUGAACGAUUGAUGACCGUUUUAAGUUAUUGUGUAAAGAAGAAAUAAAUAUAUGAAUUAAUUAAAAUUAA